AUGUGUUGUUUUGGUGGUGAUGACGAUGAUGAUGAUGAUGAUGGUUCCGGCUUUUAUUAUCCAUGUUAUGAUCACCAUUCUUUAGACAUUUUUCAGGGUACUGAUUGGAGUGAAUUUUGUCACAAUCUAUCCAAUAAUACAACCUUGAAAAGAUUGGCGAUGGUUAAUCAGUGUGAUGUUGAUACUCGAACUUUCAAUCGACUCGGGGCUGUUUGGAGAGACAGUCCAAAUCAAGUCAAGAUUGAAUUUCUAGAGUUGGAAAGAUUUUCCAUUUCCUCGCAAUUGUUUGAUGACCUCUGUCACAACCGAUACAUCACCACAUUGAUAUUGACAGAGUCGACUUUGGAAUAUUCGCUGAUGCCAUCAUUUUCAAAUAUGUUGUCCAUCAACAACACCAUCAAGACCCUUUCAAUCGCUGCCAAUCGAAUAGGUUCAACCGGAUGCAAAGAUCUGGCAAUGGCAUUCAAGGCAAACAAAUCAAUCACAGUGUUGGACAUUACUGAAAACGAGUUUGAAAACGAUGUAAUAGACGAGCUGUUUACGUCGUUGUUGGUAAAUGAUACCGUUGAAUAUUUGGUACUUGAUCAAAAAAACUGUACACCAGACCACCCAUACUUUACUCUAUCAAAAUCUCUAAAGCAAUACUUUUAUAUGAAUACUCAUUAUUCUCCUCCAAACUUUUCCAUUGAUGGUGAUGAUGGUAAUAAUACUUCCUUGUCUGUUUACUCUCCCAAGGGUGUUUGA
Molecule: messenger RNA, 744 nt
Organism: Cavenderia fasciculata
Lineage: Eukaryota; Evosea; Eumycetozoa; Acytosteliales; Cavenderiaceae
Exons: 3
Coding region: 1-744 (247 amino acids)
Source: RefSeq, a predicted model, not a curated record